AUGAUUUUCGCAGCAAUGCCGUUCAACAAUCCAUCUUUGCAACAAGACGAUCAACUUAAGAAGAAGACAAUGAAGCGAUUAACCUGCCGCAAAUGCGAAGGACAUGGCUUCAUUUCGGUCCUGAAAGGACAUGCGGCUAUAUGUCCAUUCAACGAAUGCAGCUGUGAACGAUGCUCUUCGGUGAUGAGCAUGCGAGCGAACGCACUGAUUCGUCGUUUCCGCCAUCGACAACCCGGGCAGAAUCUUGCCGUGCUUAAGACGAUCCGCUCGAAAAAUGGCAACAUGCGCUUGAGGAAUCGUUCCUAA
Messenger RNA from Ostertagia ostertagi, 306 nucleotides. NCBI's taxonomy places the organism in Eukaryota, Metazoa, Nematoda, Chromadorea, Rhabditida, Trichostrongylidae. The record is from the annotation of a GenBank genome assembly.